Hypomesus transpacificus is the source of this 2877-nucleotide messenger RNA. It is a transcript of the gene zdhhc7, whose product is annotated as zinc finger DHHC-type palmitoyltransferase 7. NCBI's taxonomy places the organism in Eukaryota, Metazoa, Chordata, Actinopteri, Osmeriformes, Osmeridae. The record is from RefSeq and is a predicted model, not a curated record. Gene Ontology annotation, molecular function: protein-cysteine S-palmitoyltransferase activity. The transcript is spliced from 8 exons. Gene Ontology annotation, cellular component: endoplasmic reticulum; Golgi apparatus. Gene Ontology annotation, biological process: peptidyl-L-cysteine S-palmitoylation; protein targeting to membrane. The coding region runs from base 336 to 1277 and encodes 313 amino acids.
UUUCAAUGCAAGCUUGUCCUGCUGUCAAGGAGCCUACUGUAGCUAGCUUAGCUACCUUAACCUGCCCGUUUUCAUAUUACUAGCUUACAUUAGCUAGCACUAGGGAGGGUCAUUGCUUGCUUAUUGGGCACUGUUAGGAGCAACUUGCUGCAAAGAUGGUCAUCUUGCGGAACACCGUGGUAACGUUAAGAUCUCGAGCAACCGACUUGUAUUACAAGUUGUAAUGCUAAUUGUUGUAUCUGGAUGUUGCGGUGCAGACAGCUUCCCUUCCUCCCUGAAAUCUGGCCAAUGGUAGACCAGAUGCAGCUGUGAGGACAAGACUGUGAGGGUGUAGGAUGCAGUCAUCAGCCCAGCGUCUACGCGACAUGGAGCAGCACCACCCGCUGCUGGUGGCGGCCAACGAUGAGGAGGCAGGGGCCGUGGUGGGGCUGGUCCCCGCAGGGGCGGAGGCAGCCGAGCAGGUGUGGUUCAUCCAGGACAGCUGUGGCAUGGUGUGUGCCUUCAUGACCUGGUUCAUGGUGCUCUACGCCAACUUUGUGGUCAACUUCGUCAUGCUGCUGCCUGGAAAGAGCUUCUGGUACUCGCUGCUCAAUGGAGCAGCCUUCAACUCGCUGGCCGUGCUAGCAUUGAGCUCGCACCUGCGCGCCAUGCUGACUGACCCGGGUGCAGUUCCCAAAGGCAACGCCACCAAGGAGUACAUGGACAGCCUGCAGCUGAAGCCAGGGGAGGUCAUCUACAAAUGCCCCAAGUGCUGCAGCAUCAAGCCUGAGAGGGCUCAUCACUGCAGUAUUUGUAAGAGAUGCAUCUGCAAGAUGGACCACCACUGUCCCUGGGUGAACAACUGUGUAGGGGAGAAGAAUCAGAAGUUCUUUGUGCUGUUCACUAUGUAUGUAGCCUUGAUCUCAGCCCACGCCUUGGGCCUCAGUGUCUUCCACUUCUUCACCUGUGUCCAGGUCCAGUGGAACGAGUGCAGCGACUUCUCUCCGUCCGUGUCGGUCAUGCUCAUGAUUUUCCUCUGUCUGGAAGCUGUCCUCUUCCUCCUCUUCACCACUGUCAUGUUCGGGACCCAAAUCCACUCGAUCUGCAACGAUGAGACGGAGAUCGAGCGGCUGAAGAACGAGAAGCCCACCUGGGAGCGCCGUGUCCGCUGGGAAGGGAUGAGGGCCGUGUUUGGAGGCCCCCCCUCCCUGCUGUGGUUCAACCCCUUCACAGGCCUGCGUCUGCGUCGCCUUCUGAUGACACGUGCUCGCCACGGUGGGGCAGAGUUCUCUGUCUGAGGGGCCAGAGGCCGGGUGCAGCUCACGGGUCAUCCCACUGUCCUGCUGGCAUGUCCAAGGGUUGAGAAGGAAGGAUUUUUGAGUUGGCGUCGCUCACACAGGGGCGAGAUGAGGCUGUCCUGUCCUCUCCUCGACAUACUGAUGUAGACAAACAAGUACCAUAUCUGUCUACAUGAGUAUGGAGGAGGUACUUUGAGAUUUUUUAUGAGCUGCGGUCAUGGAAUAAUAAAAACAGGAUUGGGGGGGGGGGGCAUAGUAGGUAUGAAGCACUAAUCAGUACUCAAAGGCGUUGGCCUGAAGCCUUUCUUUGCACCAGUUGGAGAGGGACAUUGUGUAUGCUUGUGAUGGUCCCCAUUUGUAGAGGACCUGACCAUGGACUGCUCUGCCCUGCACCCUGAGCCUUGAAGUGCACUAUAUAGUAUCCAAAUACAUUAUGGAUAACUCCUUUAGGAACUGGAGCCUGGCACAUCCCAGCUGGAUUUGCAGACAAUCAUGGAGCAUCUCUGCCUGUUACGGAUGCUUGGAGCUGCAGUCUAUGGAGAAUUGUGUUUGUAACUGUACAGAAGCCCCAUAGACUGAUUCCAGAGAGAGGAAUCUGUUGCCUUUGGGAUUUUGGUUUUAUCUUUUGAUCUAGGUUUUUCCACUUUUUUGUUUGUUUGUCAUUGUAAACGUUUUGUAUAAAAAGCUGCAGGAUAAGUGUGUCACAGCCUUUUAUUACCAAGGCUUCUCUUCAAUAUCAUUUUAUGCUUAUAAAACACUGUUUACCCAUUCAGUAACUUACAACAAACAAAUGAACAAAGGAUUGUAUGGAAUUAAGUUCAAUUUCAUCGACAUGAAUGCCAUGUUUGUGAAGCAUCUUACCCAUUGAUUUUAAUUGUAGUUUUCAUAACUUGUUUCUCCCCGAUCUGAGGCUGGUGAGGAAGAGGAUCUAAUUUUGCUCUGGUUUAGUUAACUCUCAACAAAGUAUCUUAAGAAUCUUUCAUUUUGACUAUGUAGAAUGUAUGGCAUUAAUUUUUAUAUUUAUACUUUAGCACUAAGGGGUAGCAGGGAAAACAGAGACUAUACUGAGACAAUUUGAUAUAUCUACUGAGAUCAGUGCAUUACAGAGAGAGCAGUGCUGAAUGAUAUCUGUCAUAUGGACUCAAAGGUAGACCUGAGCAGUUGUAGAGCUUUUAUUCCUAGAAGCUGAGGGUGCACAAUUGUAUGGAAUAUCAAUGAAUGAGUUUCAGAAGAUUCCUGUUGGGAAUCGUCAACAUGUGUGGGAGAAUUGUUAGCUUAUCCACACAAGUUUAAAGUAUUUGUUGUAGACCUGCCAUCUGUGGAUAUCCCACGGCCAAGUAGGCUAUACAUGCCAUCUUGGGUAAGUUAAACUUUGGAGUCAUGUUGCCAUAUAUACAGUAUGUUUCUUUACCCAGGGCAGAAGCUGAAGACGCAUUCAGACAUUAUGAUCAAGAAUCAUCAUUGAGCUUUACAACUGGGUCUCACGGGUGACUUUCAUCUAUAGGCUAAUUAUGAACACGUAUGGAAUUAUGGAUUGUUUUAAAAUGUCUCAAAUUGUCUUUAUAAUGUGUUAUUUUGCAUAAUAAACUUGAUAAAUUCA